Messenger RNA from Malaya genurostris, 4755 nucleotides. RefSeq lists its product as uncharacterized. The transcript is spliced from 4 exons. Gene Ontology annotation, molecular function: nucleic acid binding. Gene Ontology annotation, biological process: DNA integration. The record is from RefSeq and is a predicted model, not a curated record. NCBI's taxonomy places the organism in Eukaryota, Metazoa, Arthropoda, Insecta, Diptera, Culicidae. Bases 1 to 4755 code for a protein of 1584 amino acids.
AUGCAGAAAUCAUCGGUUGAUCCACGACAAAGUUCUUCUAAAUUGCAAGGGCGGAAAGGUACGCCAUCGCGUAGUCCGGCGCUUGACAGUAAAAAUCUAACGGUCGAAAAUGAGAUGUCAGAUGAAAAUAAUGAUGACAUUGAUGAUGAAAAUAACCAGUCAGGACGCUCGGAUAGCGAAUCGAAUAGCGAAUCGAAUAGCGAAGCGGGUGGUGAAGCUGGCGGCGAAGCGGACAGCGUCGGAAAUGGGGACACAGUGCCCGACGGAUUUCCAAACGGACUGGGGCCACAGCGUACUGGACCAAGUAAGGCUCAAUUGACCGCGCGUAAUGGGCUUACCAAAAAGCUUCCUGUUUUCUCAGGAAGACCUGAAGAGUGGCCACUGUUUUUCGGAGCAUAUCAAGCGUCCAACGAAGCGUGCGGAUUCUCCGACGUAGAAAAUCUGGUGAGACUUCAGGAGUGUUUGAAAGGACAAGCUCUGGAGUGUGUUCGUGGUCAGCUUCUUCUUCUUCCAAAAUCGGUUCCCCGAGUGAUUGCAAAACUCCGUCAGCUUUACGGACGUCCUGAACAGUUACUGCAAAGUCAUUUAGAGAAAGUGCGAAAGCUUGAACCGCCAAGAUCUGACGAGUUGGCCAGUUUCAUACCGUUCGGAAAUACAGUCGAGCAACUAUGCGAGCACUUGGAAGCGGCGGAUCUUUCACAACAUAUGGUGAAUCCGAUCCUCAUCCAAGAUCUAGUAAGCAAGCUGCCGGAUGGGGAAAAGCGACAAUGGGUACAGUAUAAAAGGAAGAAGAACACUGUAACGCUUCGAACGUUCACAAAUUUCCUUCCGAGGAUCGUGACAGACGCUUGUGAAGCAAAUGUAAGCUACGAAUACAAACCGGAGAUUCGUUGCAACGUCGGUGACUGUAAAGAACAGCACAAUCCGUUGAUUCAUCCAAGCUCGGGCGCCGUUGGAAUGAGUGCGCACAUUAUAUCGAGCAGUACGGUAAUGUUCCGAAUGGUUCCGGUGCAAGUGCAUUGCGGACGCAAAUCGGUAAUCGUUCUCGCUUUCUUGGAUGAAGGUGCCUCAGUAACUUUGAUCGAAAAGGUUACGCGAGUGGAGAAAGCAUCGAGGCGAAUGAACGUCUGGGCUUCCGCUGUUGGAGCGAGAAAUCAAGGGAAGCUGUUACUGCAAACGGUUCGUACAGUCGAAAGAAUGAUGUUGCCUCAUCAAACGCUAAACGCGAUGCAGUUGGCGUCGAAGUACGAGCACUUACGUGGUUUGCCAAUCGAAUCCUACGAUGGUAGGCCGGAACUUCUGAUCGGUUUAAAUAACAUUCACUGUUUUGCACCGGUAGAGGCGAAAAUCGGUACUACAGUCGAUCCAAUUGCGGUUCGAUGCAAACUUGGGUGGACGAUCUACGAACCGAGACAAGCAGACUCAUCGUUAGGAAAGAAUUAUCUGGGAUUUCAUCAAGAAGUUUCGAAUGAAGUAAUCCAUGAAAUUCUAAAAAGCCACUAUGCAUUAGAAGAAUCGGUGGUAAACGUUCAGCAGGAAUCGGCUGAGGACAAACGAGCUCGCUCGAUAUUAGAACGGACGACAAAGCGCGUAGGUAGUCGAUUUGAAACCGAUCUUCUGUGGAAUUCAGAUGCCGUAUGUUUUCCUGAUAGUUAUCCCAUGGCUCUCAAACGAAUGAAGCUGCUAGAGAAGAAGUUGGGAAAAACACCCGAAUUGUUUCAGAACGUCCGUAACCACAUAACAGAAUAUCGAGACAAGGGUUAUGCUCAUCUAGCCACGGCAGAUGAAUUGAUCGACACUGACGAUAAAAAGGUUUGGUAUCUCCCGCUAAACGUUGUACUGAACCCGAAGAAACCUGGAAAGGUUCGUAUAGUUUGGGAUGCGGCGGCAACUGUGCAAGGAGUUUCAUUGAAUUCCAUGUUGCUGAAAGGACCCGAUCUACUCGGCCCACUUGUGUCGGUGAUAGUUGGAUUCCGUGAACGAAAAAUCGCUUUCGGUGGGGAUAUCAGAGAGAUGUACCAUCAGUUGAAGAUCACUUCGGAAGACAAGCAAGCACAGCGUUUCCUGUUCCGGGAUAGCUGCAAUGAGUCACCUAAAAUCUACGUGAUGGACGUCGCCACAUUUGGGUCGAAGUGUUCCCCGGCAUCGGCGCAAUACGUGAAGAACCGGAAUGCAGAAGAAUAUGCUACUCAAUUCCCGGAGGCAGCGGCAGCGAUCAUCGACCGCCACUAUGUUGAUGAUUACUUUGACAGCGUCGACACAAUUGAUGAAGCAGUAGAGCGAGCAAAGCAGGUGAGUUACAUCCAUAAACAAGCUGGAUUCGAUAUUCGCAAUUGGGUGUCUAACUCGCCAGAGGUGCUUUCGGCUUUGGGAGAAGAGAAAUCGAUGGGGCCCGUUCUGUUUAACCAAGAUAAACAAAUGUAUAGUGAGCGUGUACUAGGAGUGGUUUGGGAUCCUACACAAGACAUGUUUGCGUUUACUGUACAACAUCGUGAUGAAGUUCGAGCCUAUUUGUACGAUGGUAAGCGCCCGACGAAGCGUAUCGUUUUGAGCUGUGUUAUGGGAUUUUUCGAUCCACUGGGUUUGUUAUCUCCUUUUACGAUCCAUGGUAAAAUAAUCGUUCAACAUUUAUGGCGAACCGGAUGUGAAUGGGAUCAACUGAUUGAUGAGAACUGUUGGGCUAAAUGGAAUCAAUGGACAGAAUUACUUCCGGAGGUAGAGUCAUUACGCAUACCACGAUGCUAUCUAGGUGAAGCUGUAUCGUCGUCCAUUGACUCUUUGGAACUGCACAUUUUUACGGAUGCGAGUGAGCAUGCUUACGGUUGUGUCGCAUAUCUUCGUGCGUCGAAGAAUGGAAUCGUACACUGUAGUCUGGUCAUGUCGCGAGCAAAGGUAGCUCCACUCAAAAGACAAUCGAUUCCUCGAUUAGAAUUGAUGGCCGCAGUUCUCGGCGCACGUAUGAGUCAAACAAUUCUGGCUUCACAUACUUUACAAAUCACUAAGACUGUACUGUGGACAGAUUCACGAACGGUUCUCUCGUGGCUGUGUUCGGACAUGUACAGAUAUAAGCAGUUCGUGGCAUUUCGAGUAGGAGAAAUUCUUGAAUUGACGGGGAUGCCGGCUUGGCGCUGGGUCCCAACAAAACAAAACGUUGCGGACGUACUCACAAAGUGGGGACGAGGUCCUCCGUUGCAGAACGAUGCUGAAUGGAGAAAUGGUUCCAGUUUUCUGUACAAAUCACACGACCAAUGGCCAUCAAUGGAAAACACUGUUGAAACGGACGAAGAAUCAAGAGGAGUAAUGCUAUUCCAUGCCGUUGUUAAGGCUGAAGCAUUUUCUCAUUGGACUAAGCUAGUCAGAGUGACGGCAACAGUGGUGCGUUUUAUUGCUAACUGCCGGCGCAAGAUGGCUGGACAGUCAAUUGUUACAUCGAAAGCGACGAAAAAUCAGCUACGUUUCUUUAAAAAGGAAAACAAUAACGUUCAGAGACCCCUCCAGCAGGACGAAAUGUAUAAAGCCGAACCCAUUUUAUGGAAGCAGGCGCAGUUUGACAGUUUUCCUGACGAGAUGAGUACGAUGACGGAAAAUCUACAGCGGAAGCCGGAUCAGCCAAUGAAGAAAAUUGAACGAUCUAGUUGUUUGUACAAAUUGUCACCGGUGAUGGACGUAGAAGGUGUACUGAGAGUGCGAGGCAGGCUAGAGAAGAACGAAACAAUCCCGUUCGACAAAAGAUACCCGAUUAUUCUAUCCCGGAAGCAUGAAAUCACAAGAAAGUUGAUUAUGCAUCUUCAUGAAAAGUAUGGUCAUGCAAACCGCGAAACUGUCUUCAACGAGUUGAGGCAGAAAUUCUGGAUACCAAAUGCUCGCGCUGCUAUUCAGCAAGUUACGAAAGAAUGUGUGUGGUGCAAGGUUAACCGAUGUUUGCCUUCCGUACCAAUGAUGGCUCCGUUACCAGUUCAAAGAAUUACGUCUCAUUUGCGUCCAUUCAGUUCAGUCGGCGUUGAUGACUUGGGUCCGGUCGAGGUCUCGGUAGGACGUAGGAAAGAGAAAAGAUGGAUCGCCGUGUUUACGUGUAUGGCUGUUAGAGCUGUACAUCUCGAGGUUGUACACACUUUAACGACGCAAUCUUGUUUAAUGGCCAUCCGUAGAUUCGCGUGCAAGCGAGGAGCUCCGGAACAAAUAUUUUCGGAUAAUGCAACGUGUUUUCGUGGAGCAGAUGCCGUGAUGGAGAAGACGAAAAAGAAAAUCCACAGUGAAUGCGCAGAAAAAGGCUCGUCAGCGGUGACGGCAUGGCACUUUAAUCCUCCAGGAACGCCGCAUAUGGGCGGCGUAUGGGAACGCAUGGUACGAUCCGUUGAGGAAGCAAUGCGUGCGUUGGACGACGGGCGGAAAUUGACAGACGAAAUCCUCGCCACUACGCUGGCCGAAGCUGAAGAUAUUAUUAAUACGCGGCCACUGACUUAUAUUCCUCAAGAAUCAGCCGAGGAAGAAGCUAUUACUCCAAACCAUUUUCUGCGCGGAACCGUAACCAAUACGGAUAAGAAGAUGGAUGGUUCUGUUGAUUUUGCUGAUGCUCUGCGAGAUGUUUACAAACGAUCGCGGUACUUGGCUGAUAAAAUGUUGGACCGGUGGUCGAAGGAAUACUUGCCGUCACUAACUCAUCGCGCUAAAUGGAUGGAGGAUCAAAAGCCAAUAAAGACUGGAGAUCUAGUGUUCGUGAUAGACGGAAAGAAUAGGAGAAACUGGCAAAUGUAA